UGGCCGCCGCCGCCAUGCACGCCGCGGAGCCCCCGCCGCCCGAGGACUCUGGGACUACGCCGAGGCCGAACUUUUAGGUCCCACUGAGCGAGGCCCGCGGGCCGGGUGGGGGGCUGGCUGCGGCACUCCCGCGGAGGAUGGAUGGCCGAGACUUCGGGCCCCCGCGGUCCGUGCACGGCCCCCCGCCGCCGCUGCUGUCCGGCCUGGCUAUGGACAGCCACCGCGUGGGCACCGCUGCGGCCGGACGCCUGCCCGCUUCUGGCUUGCCCGGCCCGCUGCCGCCCGGGAAGUACAUGGCCGGCCUCAAUCUCCACCCGCACCCGGGCGAGGCCUUCUUGGGCAGCUUUGUGGCCAGCGGGAUGGGGCCCUCAGCCUCGUCCCAUGGGAGCCCCGUGCCCCUGCCCUCUGACCUCUCCUUCCGCUCCCCUACCCCCAGCAACCUGCCUAUGGUACAGCUGUGGGCUGCUCAUGCCCAUGAAGGCUUCUCCCAUCUGCCCAGCGGGCUGUACCCAUCCUACCUCCACCUGAACCACCUGGAGCCCCCCAGCAGCGGGAGCCCCCUCCUCAGCCAGCUGGGCCAGCCCAGCAUCUUCGAUACCCAGAAAGGUAUGAUGAGGGGGGCAGACGGCUUCUACCUGCCCGCCCCGGGGGCUCCGGGUGCCCUGCACUCUCACGCGCCCUCCUCCAGGACCCCGGGCGGCCACUCCUCCAGCGCCCCGGCCAAAGGCUCUUCGCGGGAAGGUCCAGCCAAGGAGCGGGCGGGCCGCGGCGGGGAGCCGCCCCCGCUGUUCGGCAAGAAGGACCCGAGGGCCCGCGAGGAGGCUGCGGGGCCGCGCGGCGUGGUGGACCUGACCCAGGAGGCGCGGGCGGAGGGGCGCCAGGACCGCGGGCCCCCGCGCCACGCUGAGCGCCUGUCGCCCUUCCUGGCCGAACUGGGGCCGCCGCGCGGGCCGGGCGCCGCCGCCGAGUGCAAGGGCAAGAACCCGCCCCCGCCGCCGCCCCCGCCCCCGGCGCUGAGCCUCUGCAACGGCGCGGGCGACACAGGGCUCCCCGCGCUGGUGGCCAAGGAGGCGGCGCGCCAGGACGAGAGCGCGCGGCUGCGGCGCGCAGAGACCCUGCUGCCCGGGCCGUGCCCUUGCCCCUCGCCGCUCCCGCCGCCACCCAAGGGCCCGCCCGCGCCCCCCACCGCCCCGGCGGGGGCCUUCGCCGCGCCACAGCCCGCGUCCGCCGGCGUCUACACCAUCUUCCCCGCGGCGGCGGCGGCGGCGGCGCGCGAGCCGGGCCGCGAGCACCGCGUGGUGGCGCCCACCUUCGUGCCUUCCGUGGAGGCCUUCGACGAGCGCCCGGGGCCCAUCCAGAUCGCGUCGCAGGCGCGCGACGCCCGGGCCCGGGAGCGCGAGGUGGGCAGGCCCGGCGUCCUGCAGGCGCCGCCCGGGUCCCCGCGGCCGCCCCCAGAGCGGCCUGAGGCGCUCCGCGAGAAGAACUCGGUCAUCCGCUCGCUCAAGCGGCCGCCGCCCGCCGAGGCCCCGCCGGCGCGGGCCGCGCGCGCCUCCCCGGAUGCCCGGGCCUACCUCCCCGCCAAGGAGCUGCUCAAGCCCGAGGCCGAGCCGCGGGCCUGCGAGCGCGCCCCCCGCGGCCCCGCCGCCGCCCCCCAGCAGGCCUCCAAGCUGUUCGGCCUGGAGCCCGCGCGGCCACCACCGCCGCCCGCCGGCCCUGAGCCCAAGUGGAAGCCUUUCGAGCUGGGCAACUUCGCCACCACGCAGAUGGCUGUGCUGGCCGCGCAGCACCACCACGCCAGCCGCGCCGAGGAGGAGGCGGCCGCCUCCAAGAAGGCCUACCUGGACCCCGGGGGCGCUCUGCCCCGCGCCGCGGCCGCCUGCGCCAGACCCGGCGCCGACGUGCAUGCCGCGGCCCACGGGCCAGGGGAGGCCUCCGCCAUGCAGAGCCUCAUCAAGUACAGCGGCAGCUUCACCCGCGAGGCCGUGGCCGUGCGCCCUGGCGGCUGCGGCAAGAAGAGCCCUUUCGGAGGCCUGGGCACUAUGAAACCCGAGCCUGCGCCCACCACCGCGGGCGCCCCGCGCACCCAGGCCCGCCUGCCACACCCUGGCGGCCCUGCGGCCGGUGGAAGCCGGCAGUUGAAGCGGGACCCGGAGAGGCCCGAGAGCGCCAAGGCUUUCGGGCGUGAGGGCUCUGGGGCCCAGGGAGAGGCAGAGGUGCGACACCCGCCCGUGGGCAUUGCGGUGGCCGUAGCCCGGCAGAAGGACAGUGGCGGCAGUGGCCGGCUGGGGCCUGGGCUGGCAGACCAGGAGCGCUCCCUGUCGCUGAGCAACGUCAAAGGGCACAGCCGAGCUGAUGGUGACUGUGGGGAUGAGAGGACCAGGCACCGGGAGGAGCGGCUGUUGGGGGCGCGGCUGGACAGAGACCAGGAAAAGCUCCUCAGAGAAAGUAAGGAGCUGGCUGACCUGGCCCGUUUGCACCCCACGAGCUGUGCUGCUAACGGCCUGAACCCUAACCUCAUGGUGACCGGUGGCCCAUCGCUGGCAGGCUCCGGGCGCUGGUCCGCCGACCCCGCAGCCCAUCUGGGCACUCAUCCCUGGCUGCCCCGCUCGGGUAGCACGUCCAUGUGGCUCGCCGGGCACCCCUACGGCUUGGGCCCACCUCCUCUGCACCAGGGCAUGGCGCCUGCCUUCCCGCCUGGCCUGGGGGGCUCCCUGCCAUCAGCUUACCAGUUCGUGAGGGACCCCCAGUCGGGCCAGCUGGUGGUCAUUCCCAGUGACCACCUGCCUCACUUUGCGGAGCUGAUGGAACGGGCCGCGGCGCCCCCGCUCUGGGCUGCCCUGUACCCACCAGGCCGCGGCCCCCUGCACCACGCCCAGCAGCUGCAGCUCUUCUCCCAGCAGCGCUUCCUGCGGCAGCAGGAGCUCCUGUACCUGCAGCAGCAGGCGGCCCAGGCCCUGGAACUGCAGAGGAGCGCCCAGCUCGUGCAGGAGCGGCUGAAGGCCCAGGAACAUCGGGCAGAGAUGGAGGAGAAGGUGAGCAAGCGGAAUCUGGAGGCCGCAGGCAAGGCUGGCCUGGCCGCCCCGGGCCCUGGGCUGCUGCCUCGGAAGCCCCCCGGCCUGGCUGCUGGCCCCACGGGCACCUACGGCAAGGCCAUGAGCCCGCCACCAUCUCCCCGCGCUUCCCCUGUGGCUGCCCUGAAGGCCAAGGUCAUCCAGAAACUGGAAGAUGUGUCCAAGGCACCCACCUAUGCCUACCCCGCCACGCCCAGCUCCCACCCCAGCAGCCCGCCGCCCGCCUCCCCGCCGCCCACUCCUGGUAUCACCCGCAAGGAGGAGGCGCCUGAGAAUGUCGUGGAGAAGAAGGACUUGGAGUUGGAGAAGGAAGCCUCCAGCCCCUUCCAGGCCUUGUUCUCGGAUAUCCCACCCAGGUACCCGUUUCAAACCCUGCCGCCACACUACGGGAGGCCCUACCCAUUCCUGCUGCAGCCCACAGCGGCCUCCGACGCCGACGGCCGGGCCCCCGAUGUGCCGCUCCCAGCCGAUGGGCCCGAGCGCCUGGCGCUGUCUCCUGAAGACAAGCCUAUCCGCUUGUCCCCCUCCAAGAUCCCAGAGCCUCUCCGCGAGGGCCCCGACGAAGAGCCGCUGGUAGAACGGGAGGUGAAGGCCGAGGUGGAGGACAUGGACGAUGGCCCUGCAGAGGUGCCCUCCUUGGAGUCUCCCCUGACAUUGGCCCCUGAGGAAGCCCUGGCAGCCCCAAGCCCCGUGGCUGGCUGUGGAGGCGGUCUGCUGGAGGCCCAGGCGCUGAGCGCCAGCGGGCAGGGGGGCAUGGAGCCCCCCGGGGGCCCAGACUUCGUGGAGGGGGCCGAAGCGCGGGUCGAUUCCCCAGGCCGGACAGAACCGUGCACAGCCGCCCCGGACCUGGGGGUGCGACUGACGCCAGAGACACUGGUUGAGGCCAAGGAGGAGCCCGUGGAGGUGCCUGUCGAUAUGCCCAUGGCCGUGUCCAUGGCAGAGGCGGUGCCUGAGGAGGGCCUAGCACAGGCAGCCCCGAGCGAGCCCCGGCCUAGCCUGGAGUUGGCAGAUGGUGACGUGCCCGCCGGGGAGGGGGAGUGCCUGAGUCUGGAGGCCAGGGAGGCCACACCUGUGCCCAGCGGCUCCUGCUUCCUGGAGGAGGAAGGCUCUGACCAGUUUCUGCCCGGCCUGGAGGACCCACUGGCUGGUAUGAACGCUCUGGCAGCGGCUGCGGAACUGCCCCAGGCCAGGCCUCUGCCCUCCCCGGGCCCCGGCACCCAGGCCCUGGAGAAGCUGGAGGCGGCACAGAGCCUGGUCCUGGAGCAGAGUUUCUUGCACGGGAUCACCCUGCUGAGCGAGAUCGCCGAGCUGGAGCUGGAGAAGAGGAGCCAGGAGGUGGGAGGUGCGGAGCGGGGCCCAGCGGUGCGGCCCUCGCUGGAGAGCCUGCUGGCAGCCAGCAGCCACAUGCUGAAGGAGGUGUUGGACAGCCCCUUCGUGGACCCACUCAAGAACCUGCGGCUUCCGCGGGAGCUGAACCCCAACAAGAAGUACAGCUGGAUGCAAAAGAAGGAGGAACGGAUGUAUGCCAUGAAGUCGUCCUUGGAAAGCAUGGACGCCAUGGAGCUGGACUUCCGGAUGCGGCUGGCCGAGGUCCAGCGGCGGUACAAGGAGAAGCAGCGAGAGCUGGUGAAGCUGCAGAGACGCCGCGACCCCGAGGACAGGCGCGAGGAACCCCAUAGAAGCUUGGCACGCAGAGGCCCUGGCAGGCCGAGGAAACGGACCCACGCCCUGAGCGCCCUGUCGCCCCCCCGCAAGAGAGGGAAGAGCCGCAACAGUAGCGGAAAGCUGAGCAGCAAGCCUCUGCUGACGUCGGAGGAGUACGAGCUUGGAGCAGGCAUGAGGAAGAGGCACAAGGGACCUGAGGAGGAACAUGAUGGCCUUGUUGCCACGGGGAAAGCGAGGGGCAGGAGCCAGCCUUGGGAUGAGCACGAAUCCUCAUCAGACUUCAUGAGUCAGCUGAAGAUUAAAAAGAAAAAGAUGGCCAGUGACCAGGAGCAGCUGGCCAGCAAGCUGGACAAGGCCCUGUCGCUCACGAAGCAGGACAAGCUCAAGUCGCCCUUCAAGUUCUCGGACAGCUCUGGGGGCAAGUCCAAAGCGAGCGGGGGCUGCGGCAGGUACUUGACGCCCUACGACAGCCUGCUGGGCAAGGACAGGAAGGCGCUGGCCAAAGGCCUCAGUCUGUCCCUCAAAGCCUCCAGAGAAGGUAAACACAAAAGGGCCGCCAAAGCCAGGAAGAUGGAGGUGGGCUUCAAGGCCAGAGGCCAGCCCAAGUCGGCCCACUCCCCGUUCGCCUCGGAAGUGAGCAGCUACUCCUACAAUACGGACUCAGAGGAAGACGAAGAAUUCCUGAAGGACGAGUGGUCUGCCCAAGGCCCGUCCAGCUCCAAACUGACGUCUUCCAUCCUGUGUGGCAUGGUGGCAAAGAACAAGCCCCCCGGAGGCCCCAAGCUGACCAAGAGGGGUCUGGCGGCCGCCCGGACUCUGAAACCCAAGCCGGCCGCCGGCAGGAAGCAGCCCUUUUGUUUGCUGCUUCAAGAGGUCGAGGCCCGUUCCUCCUUCAGCGAUUCCUCGGAGGACUCGUUUGACCAAGAUGAGAGCUCCGAGGAGGAGGAGGACGAGGAGGAUGAGCUGGAGGAGGAGGAGGACGAGGCCGCCGGUGGCUAUAGGCUGGGGGCCCGAGAGCGGGCCUUGUCGCCAGGCCUGGAGGAGAGUGGGCUGGGCCUGCUGGCUCGCUUUGCAGCCAGUGCCCUCCCCAGCCCCACAGUGGGGCCGUCGCUAUCAGUGGUGCAGCUGGAGGCCAAGCAGAAGGCCCGGAAGAAGGAAGAGCGGCAGAACCUGAUGGGCACGGAGUUCGAGUACACGGACUCGGAGAGUGAGGUCAAGGUGCGGAAGCGGUCGCCUACCGGGCUGCUGCGGCCCAAGAAGGGACUAGGGGAGCCCGGGCCCUCCCUGGCCUCCCCUGCACCUAGCGCCCGGGGCCCAGGUCCCACCAGCCCCGACAAGGCCAAGCUGGCGGCAGAGAAGGGGCGCAAGACCCGCAAGGUGCGGGGCGCCAAGGAGCCCGGCUUUGAGGCGGGGCCCGAGGCCAGCGACGACGACCUGUGGACACGGCGGCGGAGCGAGCGCAUCUUCCUGCAUGACGCCUCGGCCGCCGCCCCAGCCCCCAGCAGUGCCGCCCCAGCUGCCACCAAGCCCAGCCGCUGCGGCAGGGGUGGCCCGCUGAGCCCUCGCAAGGACACCAGCCGUGCCAAGGACAGGAAGGACCCCAGGAAGAAGAAGAAGGGGAAGGAGGCUGGCUCAGGGGCUGCGCUGCCCCCACCCCGUGUUCCCGCCCUGCCCCCCGACGCUCGGGCUCCCCACACCGGCUCCCCGGCUGCUGCCAAGAGGAGCAAGGCCAAGGCCAAAGGGAAGGAGGUGAAGAAGGAGAACCGGGGGAAGGGGGGAGCCGUGAGCAAGCUGAUGGAGAGCAUGGCUGCUGAGGAGGACUUCGAGCCCAACCAGGACUCCAGCUUCUCCGAGGAUGAGCACCUGCCCCGCGGCGGGGCCGUGGAGCGGCCGCUAACUCCGGCCCCGCGCUCCUGCAUCAUCGACAAGGACGAGCUGAAGGACGGCCUGCGUGUGCUCAUCCCCAUGGACGACAAGCUGCUGUACGCUGGGCACGUGCAGACAGUGCACUCUCCCGACAUAUACCGUGUGGUGGUGGAGGGUGAACGUGGGAACCGGCCCCACAUCUACUGUCUGGAGCAGCUGCUGCAGGAGGCGAUCAACGAUGUGAGGCCGGCCUCCACCCGCUUCCUGCCGCAGGGGACCAGGAUUGCGGCCUACUGGAGCCAGCAGUACCGCUGCCUAUACCCGGGCACCGUGGUCCGAGGCUUGCUGGGCCUCGAGGAUGACGGGGAUUUGAUCACCGUGGAGUUUGAUGAUGGGGACACGGGGAGGAUCCCCCUCUCCCACAUCCGUCUCCUGCCUCCCGACUAUAAGAUCCAGUGUGCGGAGCCCUCCCCAGCUCUCUUGGUGCCAAGCGCCAAGCGCCGCAGCCGGAAGACCAGCAAAGACACCGGGGACAGCAAAGAUGGCGGCACCCUGGGGACGGAGGAGCCCGGCGCCAAGGCACGAGGGCGUGGGCGGAAACCCAGCACCAAAGCCAAGAGUGAUAGAGCUGCCGUCCUGGAGGAGGGGGGCCCAACAGAGGAGGUCCCCAGUACCCCGUUGGCCCUGGAGCCCAUCAGCACCCCAAGUUCCAAGAAGAGCCCCCCAGAACCCGCGGACAAGCGGGCCAAAGCCCCCAAGGCCCGCCCAGCGCCCCCCCAGCCCAGCCCGGCACCAUCUACCUUCACCAGCUGUCCGGCUCCCGAGCCCUUCGGGGAGCUGCCGGCCCCCACCGCGGUCCUGGCCCCCGCCCCCCUCGUCGCCAUGCCCAUCACCAUGCCCGCCACCCGGCCCAAGCCCAAGAAAGCGCGGGCUGCUGAAGAGGCGGCCCCCAAGGGCCCCCGGAGGCCCGGGGAGGAGGCCGAGCUGCUUGUCAAGCUGGACCACGAGGGCGUGACGUCGCCCAAAAGCAAGAAGGCCAAAGAGGCCCUGCUGCUGCGAGAGGACGCGGGGGCGGGGGGCUGGCAGGAGCCCAAGGGCCUCCUGACCCUGGGCGGCUACCCCUCGGCCGCGGGCGGCGGCGAGCCCAAGGCUGCCCGGCCCAAGGCCACGGACGGCGAGCUGGCCCAGGAGCCCGGGGCCGGGCUCGAAUUCGAGAGCUCGGGCCACCCCAAGAGCCCGGAGAAGGGCCAGGCGGAGCAGGACGGGGCUGAGGAGUCGGAGAGCGGCAGCAGCAGCAGCGACAGCGGCGGCGGCAGCAGCAGCAGCUCCGAGACCGAGGGGGAGGAGGAGGCCCAGGGCGAGACUGAGGGGGAGGAGGAGGCCCAGGGCGAGACCGAGGGGGAGGAGGAGGCCCAGGGCGGUGGCGGUCGGAACUGUAGCGCCUCCAGCUCCCGGGCGUCCUCGUCCUCGUCCUCCUCCUCGUCGUCCUCGUCGUCGUCCUCGUCGUCCUCGUCGUCCUCAUCCUCCUCGUCAUCGUCCUCCUCCUCCUCGUCGUCCUCGUCGUCCUCCUCGUCGUCGUCCUCGUCCUCAUCGUCGUCGUCGUCCUCGUCCUCCUCCUCCUCCUCAUCCUCGUCGUCCACCACUGACGACUCUUCCUGCAGCUCCGACGACGAGGUGGCGCCUGCCCCCGCGGCGGGCCCGUCGGCCGCCCCAGCUCUCCCCAGCAAGGCGCCCAAGCCAGCAGGCAAGGGGCGCUCCUCGGCCCACUCCCCGGGCAAGAAGGCGCCAGCGCCCCCACCCCAGGCACCCCCGCCGCAGCCCCCGCAGCCCCUGCCGGCCAAGGCUCAGGCCGGGGCGGGGGCCAAGAGCCGACCCAAGAAGAGGGAGGGCGUCCACCUCCCGACCACCAAGGAGCUGGCCAAGCGGCAGCGCCUGCCGUCCGUAGAGAACCGGCCCAAGAUCGCUGCCUUCCUGCCUGCCCGGCAGCUCUGGAAGUGGUUCGGCAAGCCUACCCAGCGCCGCGGCAUGAAGGGCAAGGCCCGCAAGCUCUUCUACAAGGCCAUCGUGCGUGGCAAGGAGAUGAUCCGCAUCGGGGACUGCGCCGUGUUCCUGUCCGCCGGCCGCCCCAACCUGCCGUACAUCGGCCGCAUCCAGAGCAUGUGGGAGUCGUGGGGCAGCAACAUGGUGGUCCGCGUCAAGUGGUUCUACCACCCCGAGGAGACCAGCCCGGGCAAGCGCCUCCACGAGGGCCAGCACUGGGACCAGAAGUCCGGCCGCAGCCUCCCGGCCGCCCUGCGGGCCUCCAGCCAGAGGAAGGACUUCAUGGAGCGUGCCCUCUACCAGUCCUCCCACGUGGACGAGAACGACGUGCAGACUGUGUCGCACAAGUGCCUGGUGGUGGGCCUGGAGCAGUAUGAGCAGAUGCUCAAGACCAAGAAGUACCAGGACAGCGAGGGUCUGUACUACCUCGCGGGCACCUACGAGCCCACCACGGGCAUGAUCUUCUCCACCGACGGCGUGCCUGUGCUCUGCUGAGCGCCCCGCGCCCUGCCGGCUGCCUCGCGCCCUGAGCGCCGACGGGGACCCCUCGCCAACACUGCCACGUCUCGGGGACCACGCGCGUUGGUUGUGUGCAUGCAAGUGUGCCCUUGGACGGCCCGGCGUACGUGAGUGUGUACAUGUGUGUGCCUGUAUGCAUGCACGUGCGUGCACGC
Enhydra lutris kenyoni (northern sea otter) is the source of this 9316-nucleotide messenger RNA. Its product is annotated as trinucleotide repeat containing 18. The coding region runs from base 138 to 9137 and encodes 2999 amino acids. The record is from RefSeq and is a predicted model, not a curated record. Lineage: Eukaryota; Metazoa; Chordata; Mammalia; Carnivora; Mustelidae. Gene Ontology annotation, molecular function: chromatin binding. The transcript has 29 exons.